ACAGACAAGAGAGAAAGUUUACACGAGACAGAAUCGAAAGAAAGAAAAUCUAAUCCUCCAUAUUAUUCCAUUUAUAGGAACAAAAUAUUAAUAUAUUUAUAUAUAUAUAUAUAUCUGUAGAGAUAGAGAGAGAGAGAUAGCAUUUUACAUAAUCCAAGACCUUAUCGGUUUCGUCUUUAUCAUGUUCGGCGGUAGAAACAUGGGCGGUGGUGGUAGUGGAGGAAGGUUGGUAAGGUCAUUUGGUAGAGCUGUGACCAGGUCUAAUAUUGCUGGUGGCCCCCUCCCAGAACCCAUUUCUUCUUCUUCUAGUGCUAGUACCAGUACUGCUACUAGCACUACCACCAACCCUAGGCAUGCCCAGAAGAGCAACUCUACUAAUAAGCUAUCCUUGUCUUCCCCUUCAUCAACUUCUGCAUCUUCUUCUUCUUCUUCUCCUUUUGCUUCGUUGAAUGUUCCUGUAUCUUCCGUUCAUGGCCUGCCCACUUCAUCUUCUUGGCCUCAUUCUGACGAGUUGGAUUGGGUAUCAGUGGAUGAGGGUUCUCCGGAGGAAGAUAGUUCAUAUGGGUUUGUUGAUGAUUAUUUUGGCCUUGGUCCUGUUCCUUCCAAAUACGAAGUUCACGACGCUCUUUCGGCCCUUCAACAGGUUUUCAACGCUGAUUCUUACUCCAACCUUAUAAGGGAUAGGUUUGCUUUUGAAUUGGAUAGGGAUGAAGAACAUCUAGUCAUGAGUCCAACUGGUCUAGCACACCGAGUUUCUCCGGUAGGGUCUGAGUCGGAGUCAGAUUGGAUGGAACCAUCAAUUUGUAUGUGUAAUUCUAAAUUUCUGCAGCGUCAUGGAUCCGACAGAGUUCAUGAUGCUUUCAAUCUGUUGCGGACUGAGCCAUUAGUACAGAAAAUGGUGAAAUCAUUGUCAUCUGAUGAAGCAGUUUGGAAUGCUGUUCUGAACAAUGAGGUAGUGAGGGAGCUGAAAGAAUCAUUUUCUGCAGCUGAGGAUAGUGCCGAAAAGAAUUGGGAUGAGAGGUCUAAGGAGGACUCUAAUGAAGCGACAAAUAUAGUGAAAUUGAUAUUUGACAGCACCAGAGGGAAAAUCAUGGAAGUAAUUGGGAAAAUUACAAAGAUCGUGAACGACUUGUUUCAACCACCACAGAGCGAAAAGGCAACAACAGAAGUGCCUGAUCUUCUCAAGGAGAAGCUGAGGACCUCCUUCAUGCUCUCCAUUAUGGUUCUACUAGUUGUGGUGGUUAGUCGAGCCCACAAGGCUUGACAACAAUCUGACGACAUGACAUGUGGAUAACCCCCCAAUAAUUGGCAUUCAAGUGUUAAAAAUCUUUUUUCUUUUCCUAUCUUUGUGACUUUGUAGUCUCCUAUUGUCCUUAUUAAAGAUACAUGACGUUUGAUACUGGUUGAUGUUAUAUGCUUUAAUUUUUGCUGCUUUGACAACUAGUUGAUGACUUACGUGUAAUCUUUUAGACCAUUUAUUAAUUUUCUUCACAAAUAUUUCUUUA
Humulus lupulus (European hop) is the source of this 1505-nucleotide messenger RNA. RefSeq lists its product as uncharacterized. The transcript has 4 exons. The coding region runs from base 182 to 1264 and encodes 360 amino acids. NCBI's taxonomy places the organism in Eukaryota, Viridiplantae, Streptophyta, Magnoliopsida, Rosales, Cannabaceae. The record is from RefSeq and is a predicted model, not a curated record.